GCUUCUUUUCCUGCAGCAGGUAUAUGCAGCAGGCUGGCUCUUUGUUACCCACUGCACUUAUCUCUCCCUAGAUGCUUCGAAGAUUUCCAUUAUCACUUUCAUCACGUAUUGAGAUUUCAGCUCAGCAAGAGGAAUCCUAUUGAAAACUGAUAAAGAGUCUCGAAAAACGGACCACGAGACUGCUGCACCUCAAUGCAAACUGAUUAAACUCUUUACUUCUAAUCAUAGUUUGAAGACAAAGCUGAUGCAGUUUUUAGUAACAUAGCAGAAAAACAUUCCAUAUGAGGUGAUUUCUGAAGGCGUCUGAUUCUCCUCUUCUCUCCAGGUGGUGACCUUGUCCAUAAAGAAAUGUCUGAGAAAACUGUCCACAACCUAUCCCCUGCUUUUGAUAGCAUACCUUACAGAAUGCAGAAUCGAACAGGAUCUACAAACUCUUUGUUGGACGAUGGUGAUUAUUUCCUGAACUCUGGGGAUCUUACAGGGAUUCCUGUCGUCGGGAGUGACAAUGAAGAUGAGCAAACCUUUGCUUCAAAGGAUGGUCUCCCUUCUGCCAUACGCCCCGAGGAUACCCGGGGAGAUGUGCGGAGGGUCCGGGAUCAUGUAACGGACAAUGAGAAAGACACACAGAUGCAAAACAUGAUCCAAAAAGACCUCUCUCCACCUUUUGACAAAGGACCCUCUGUAUUUAAGUCCAUUCGGAAAGAUUUUAGCAUAGCAAGAGAUGAUGGUAAAGAGACAUUUUUGACAAAGGAGAAAGCCAGAGAUGGACCUUUUCAGGAGCGUGACAAACGAUUGGAAAAAAUGCCGAAGGAGUUGGAUUCCAGAUUGAAAAGCAGCUUCCUCGAUAAAUCAGUUACUAAUCAAGUAGAAGAUACAUUGCGGACACAGUUAGCACCACAAACUCCAGAAACUAACUUCAGGGAGUCUAGCUACCUGUUUGCUAAUAAGGAAUCGGUUGCUCAAGAGCUAGGGAAUUCAUACACACCAAAUAUUAGAAUUAAGGAAGAGCCUUUGGACAAUGACUAUGAUAAAGCUAUGGCACCUCAGCAGGGGCUAAUGAACAAAAUUAAAGAUGAACCAGAUAAUACUGAGGAAUAUGGCCAGCAGCCAAAAACUCAGGAAGGCGAACUGAAGAUCAGUGCUGUGUUUUCAGUCAGUGGCAGCCCUCUUGCUCCUCAGCUGACAUCAAGUUUCCCGCCAAACACACCCUCCUCUGGCAUGAACAAACUGCUUCCUUCAGUCCCAAGUGCGGCUGUUCGGGUUUCCUGUUCAGGCUGUAAGAAGAUCCUGCAGAAGGGACAAACAGCCUAUCAGAGGAAAGGCUCCACUCAGCUCUUCUGUUCCACACUGUGCCUCACGGGAUAUACUGUACCAGCUACCCGGCCACCAGCUUCUACCAAGAAAACCUGUUCGAGCUGCUCAAAGGACAUUCUGAAUCCAAAGGAUGUAAUUACCGCUCAGUUUGACAAUACAAACUCCAGCAAGGAUUUCUGCAGCCAGUCAUGUCUUUCCAUGUAUGAGCUGAAAAGGAAGCCCGUUGUCACCAUCCAUACAAACAGUAUUUCCACCAAGUGCAGCAUGUGCCAGAAGAAUGCAGUGAUUCGGCAUGAAGUGAAUUACCAGAACGUCGUGCACAAGCUCUGCAGUGAUGCCUGCUUCUCCAAGUUCCGCUCAGCAAACAAUUUGACCAUGAACUGCUGUGAAAACUGCGGCGGUUACUGCUACAGUGCUUCAGGCCAGUGCCACAUGCUUCAGAUAGAAGGGCAGUCCAAAAAGUUCUGCAGCUCAGCGUGCGUCACUGCAUACAAACAGAAGUCAGCAAAAAUCACUCCCUGCGCAAUGUGUAAAAAUCUGAGGUCUUCAGCUGAGAUGAUUGAAAACACAAAUACUGUAGGGAAAACAGAGCUCUUUUGUUCUGUGAACUGCUUAUCAGCACACAGAGUGAAAAUGGUCACAUCUUCAGGUGCCCAGGUCCAGUGUAACAGCUGUAAGACCUCAGCGAUCCCUCAGUAUCACCUAGCUAUGUCUGAUGGGAGCAUACGCAAUUUUUGCAGCUAUAGCUGCGUGGUAGCUUUCCAGAACUUGUUCAACAAGCCCGCAGGAAUGAACUCCUCGGUGGUACCCUUGUCGCAGGGCCAAGUCAUUGUCAGCAUCCCUUCGGUAGCAACGGUUUCGGCAGCGGGCAGCACUACCUCAACGGUCUCCCCGAGCUCUGUCAGCAGUUCGGCCGCGGCCGGCCUCCAGAGGCUUGCCGCUCAGUCCCAGCAAGUCACCUUCGCCCGCACUGUCGUCAAACUCAAGUGUCAGCACUGCAACCGCCUGUUUGCAACCAAGCCUGAACUGCUUGAUUACCGGGGCAAAAUGUUCCAGUUCUGCGGCAAGACCUGCUGUGAUGAUUACAAGAAGAUAAACUGUGUGAUGUCCAUGUGUGAAUAUUGCAAGAUUGAGAAGAUUAUUAAAGAGACGGUGCGGUUCUCGGGCAUCGACAAGUCAUUCUGUAGCGAGGGCUGCAAGCUACUGUACAAGCACGACCUAGCCAAACGUUGGGGGAACCACUGUAAGAUGUGUAGCUACUGUUUGCAGACGUCUCCCAAGCUUGUUCAGAAUCAUUUUGGGGGCAAGGUGGAAGAGUUCUGUUCGGAGGACUGCAUGUCGAAGUUCACAGUUCUGUUUUAUCAGAUGUCCAAAUGUGAUGGGUGCAAAAGGCAGGGCAAACUCAGCGAGUCUCUGAAAUGGCGAGGGGAAAUCAAGCAUUUUUGCAACUUGCUUUGCAUUUUGAUGUUUUGCAACCAACAAUGCGCAUCGGAUCCGCCGCCGCCUCCACCCCCGCCCCCGCCGCCCCCACCACCAAUUCAGAACAAUACAGCAAAUCUUUCCAUGACACCAACGCCCUUGGCAGGGGCCCCUCCAUCUCUCAGGAAGGAUUCCACCCCAGUCAUUGCAAACGUGGUUUCCCUCGCCAGUGCUCCCGCCGCUCAGCCCACGGCCAACUCCAACAACGUUUUGCAAGGUGCAGUUCCUACUGUAACAGCAAAAAUCAUUGGAGAUGCAAGUACUCAGACGGAUGCUUUGAAGCUGCCUCCCUCUCAACCUCCCCGGCUUCUCAAGAACAAAGCCUUGCUGUGCAAGCCCAUAACGCAGACCAAGGCCACCUCUUGCAAGCCGCAUACGCAGCAUAAGGAAUGCCAAACAGAAGAAGAAGAAGACGUUCCACCCAAAAUCAUCAUGGUGCCUGUUCCUGUACCAGUGUUUGUGCCAGUCCCUCUUCAUCUCUUCACCCAGUACACACCAGUUCCAUUGGGAAUGCCUGUACCUGUCCCAGUUCCGAUGUUCAUCCCACCUGCUCCGGAGAAUGCUGUUAAGGCAAUAGAAACCAUUCCAGAUGUCAAGGAGAAGAAUUCUGCUACUCCCUUUGAGGCAGAUCUCCUCCAGAUGGCAGAAAUGAUCGCUGAGGAUGAAAAGGACAAGGAACACUCUCAAGGAGGCUCCCAAACAUCUGAGCACGAGCUGUUCCUGGACCCUAAGAUAUUUGAGAAAGAUCAAGGCAGCACGUACAGCGGUGACUUGGAGUCUGAAGCAGUGUCAACCCCUCACAGCUGGGAGGAUGAACUGAACCACUAUGCCUUACGCUCAAAUACUGUGCCCGAGCCUGAGCCCGAACUGAGGCAGUUUUCCAAAGGGGAGCUGGAGCAGGACCUGGAGGCCGACUUCCCCUCAGACUCCUUUGACCCGGUCAGCAAAGGCCUAGGUCUUCACUCACGUACACGAGCGAGGCGAAGACACAGAGACGGUUUUCCACAGCCGAAAAGAAGGGGGAGGAAGAAGUCCAUAGUCUCAGUGGAACCCCGGAUGCUUGUGCAGAGUUCCUACCCAGGCUGUUCUGUUUCCGGGAUGAGUCUCAAGUACAUGUACGGGGUGAAUGCUUGGAAGAACUGGGUCCAAUGGAAAAAUGCACAGGAAGACCAAGGAGACCUGAAAUUCGGAGUUCGGCCUGUGAAGCUCAAAGAGGACAUCCUCUCUUGUUCUUUUUCGGAGUUGAGUUUCGGCUUGUGCCAGUUUAUCCAGGAGGUGCGGCGACCAAACGGUGAAAAGUAUGACCCCGACAGCAUCUUAUACCUGUGCCUUGGAAUUCAGCAGUACCUAUUUGAGAAUGGUAGAAUAGAUAACAUUUUUACGGAGCCCUACUCCAGGUUUAUGAUUGAACUUACGAAACUGUUGAAAAUCUGGGAGCCUACAAUACUUCCAAGUGGUUACAUGUUCUCAAGAAUCGAAGAGGAGCACUUAUGGGAGUGUAAGCAGCUGGGCGCCUACUCCCCGAUCGUCCUCCUGAACACGCUGCUUUUCUUCAACACCAAAUACUUCCAGCUCAAGAAUGUCAGUGAGCACAUGAAGCUGUCCUUCGCCCACGUCAUGCGACGCACCAGGACUCUGAAGUACAACACCAAGUUGACUUAUUUACGCUUCUUUCCUCCUUUCCCAAAACAGGAGGUAGAAUCAGAUAAAUUAGUAGGCAAAAGAAAACGCCACGAAGGCGAAGAUGUCCCGACAGCGGUGGAGAUGGUUGAGAACACUGACAACCCCUUGAGAUGUCCAGUCCGGCUGUAUGAAUUCUACUUGUCAAAGUGCUCUGAAAGUGUGAAGCAGAGGAGCGACGUCUUUUACCUCCAGCCGGAGCGUUCGUGCGUCCCCAAUAGCCCUAUGUGGUAUUCCACUAUGCCAAUAGACCCCGGGACUUUGGACAUCAUGUUAACGCGUAUCCUGAUGGUAAGGGAGGUGCACGAAGAACUUGCCAAAGUCAAACCCGAAGACUCUGAUCCUGAGCUUUCAGACUAAAGUUGGGCAAAGGGGGCUGUUACCUUGGUUUUUUUCAUUUUUGUUUUUGUUUGUUCGUUUGUUUGUUUCCUUCCCUUUCCAAUACACCUUGCAAAAGCACCAAACUGUGAAUGCAUCCUCCUCCUCCUCCUCCUCCUCUGGAAAAUAUUCUCUUUUGUGUCACACAAACCCUCAGAAGGCACAGCGUGAGCUGCAACAGAUUGCAAAACGAGAACUGAAGGACGUAAAAUGACAGAAGCGGCAGGAAAGUGGAGGGCUGCAGUUGGACCUGCAAACAGUCUCUCCAAAUGAACUUGAGACCUGUCCACGUCCCCCUGUCCCACCGUGGUGCUUGUAGUGGGAUAAAGACCAAUUAUGGAUUGCUCUUUUUCUUCUUGAAAGGAAACCUGUUGCGUAUAUUGUUCCCUCGUAACCAUGGAAGCCAAGAAAGCUAGAUUAAACCCCUGGGUGCUUUUGCAAUGUAGCUGCUGCCCACAGAUACGUGGGGUUUCCUAACACUUGCCAUAAGAUACGAAGCAGAACGUAGUAAGGUGGAAACAAGUGGAAACACCAUCUGUAACAUACACACCAGUUCCCCUUCCUUCCCCUUUCCCCCCUUUUUGUAUUUUUUUUUUAAAAAAGCUCAGAUCGGACGUUCAAUAUGUCUGAUUCUGCCAGACGCUGGGGGUAAAGGACUCUGCCGUCGGAUGGAAAACUUGGUGGGGUGCUGUGAAAAGUCCCCUCCUUGGAAGCACGGGCUCUGCUGCAUCCCUCAGUGGGUAGCGGAGUGAUCCAAGACUCCUUGCAAAUGGCUUUAUGUUGGGACAAGAAAUUCCAGAGCGUUCGCAAACACACACACACACACACACACACACACACGCCCCCAACUCAGACAAACAGGGUUUGGCGCAGAAUCGCCCCGUUCUUCUCCCCCCUGCCCCGACCACUAGACUGCUAUCAAAUGCCAAGAUGCUCAGAAACCGUUCUGGAGGAUUUCUACCUUCCUUCUCCGCCACCCCCUCCCUCCCUCCCUCCUGUUUUGUUUUGUUCCUUAAACCUGGCUCCGUGGCAGCUUCUCCGCUGCAAAUCUGGGUUUUUAUAUGUUCUUGGAGGGAUGGGCCUUUGGGCGCCUUUCAAACUGAUUUUGUUUUUCAUUUCCCCACCCUCGUUUAAAAAAACAAAAAACCCUAACUGCAUCAUCAUCCUUGGGUAGGGUUAUUUUGUUUGCCUCUUCACUUCGCCACUUCUGUUCAAUUAGUCAUGUAAAAAUAAGGUCCAAAUUUGAAAGGGAGGAUCAGGAGGCUUGCCUGUAUCUCCCCUCGGCGCCCCCUGCCAAGAACUGACCCUUCUUCUACGUGAUCCAAAAUGCAGGGUGCUUAUCCCUAACUAGUUCAACUCCAUUUCACCGUGCCCCUCAAAUGUAAGACUUUUUCUCAGUCUUGCAGCUCGCUUUGAAAAUCCACACUAUUUUUUAAAAGCAGAAAAAUUGUACCUUCUUAUUGGCUGUUUUGUCCAGUUGCCAGAUUUCUAAAGCGGACUUCUGGCUUCUUUUCUUUUUUAAACACCUCUGGUUGAGCUCUUCAGUGCUGAACAAAACCUCCGUGUGUGUGUGUGUGUGUGUGUGCGUGUGCGUUUGUGGUAUUCUUUUUAACAGUAAGGAAGGUAACAAUAAAAUCAGAAAGUAGUCUUUUCUCAUUGUUGCCGUUGUGUACUUGAUUGUCCAUCCCCUGCCUGUAAUGAAGUUCACUGGUGUAUUUUUGAAAUACAGAAAAUUGUGUGAAUUAAGUUUUGUUUUAAAGCGCCUACGCCCCACUUCCAACUUCUGUACAAUCUAAUUUCCUCUCUCUUCCCCACACCCAAGUUUGUCAUUGCUGAACAGAGAUCCCACAUUUCAUUUUAUAUCCUGAGCUAAAAAUUAGAAAGCAGAGGGGAAGAAAAGUUGUUACUGGACUAUGACCUUUCCAGUAAACUUCCCAGUUUGAAGUACAUGAUUUUUAUAGGUGUUUUAAAAUGCUAAUUUCCCCCCAACUCUCCCCCCCCCCCCGUAGCUGUAUGAAUAAGUAGUUGAAUAGCAGAACACUGUUAUGGGUUUUGACAGCAAAUACGUUUUUCUGGAACUUAAAAAAAAAUAAACUCCCUCACAUUUUUUUUAAAAAUAGUGAGCUUUUUUGUUUCUUAACAGACACAAUCCAUUUACUGUGUGGCUCUGUAAAGAAGAAGAAAAAAUUAAGUGGUGUCUUGGUUGCAUGUAAGUCUGCCCAGCGUCCUCCUACUAAUCUGUAACUGAGAAGCCCACAGUAGGUGGGAACUCCUCCGAAGUGCAGCUAUUUAUGUCUGUCAGAAACUGUUUUGUUUUCCCCCUUAGAAAUUGUGUGAGUUUUAUUUUGUUUCCUUCAGGGAAUAAGAAGCAGCAAGGGAAAUAUCUAAACCAUCUUGUUUGUUUUCUUAAGAAAAACACACACAUUUCCCCAGGUUUUUCCCUUGGUAGAAGUUAACCGAAAAAUUCCCUUAGAAUAAAAACAGUAUAUUUGUAUAUGA
Molecule: messenger RNA, 7350 nt
Organism: Elgaria multicarinata webbii
Lineage: Eukaryota; Metazoa; Chordata; Lepidosauria; Squamata; Anguidae
Gene: ZMYM4
Product: zinc finger MYM-type containing 4
Exons: 30
Coding region: 349-4833 (1494 amino acids)
Molecular function (GO): zinc ion binding
Source: RefSeq, a predicted model, not a curated record